Molecule: messenger RNA, 492 nt
Organism: Sinocyclocheilus rhinocerous
Lineage: Eukaryota; Metazoa; Chordata; Actinopteri; Cypriniformes; Cyprinidae
Product: probable ATP-dependent RNA helicase DHX40
Exons: 3
Coding region: 1-390 (129 amino acids)
Source: RefSeq, a predicted model, not a curated record
AUGCAGAAGAGAAAGAAGAAGGAGUGUGAGGAAAACCAGAGGCUCUUUGGUCAAGAAUUGCAUCUGGAUUGGAUCAUCUUCCAUGACGUGUUGGUCACCUCACGGGUGUACGUGAGAACAGUUUGUCCCAUCCGUUACGACUGGGUAAAGGACCUGUUGCCGAAGCUGCAUGAAAUCGACGUCUAUGAGUUGAGUAGUGUCACUAGGGAAGAGGUAACCGAUGAAGAGAUGGCGCAGUGGGAGGAGAAAGAGGCAGCAAAAAGACAAGCAGAAGUCACAGAGGAUGAGGCAAAGAAGAUGGAAAAGCGAAACGAUGAAAGUUCAAAUACAGAGGCUCGCACUCGCUGUUUGAAGCGAAAACAGCAUCGGCUGCAAAGAAAGGGCACAUGAGAGGAUCAAAUAUUCACCACAGAUACUGCAGCUGCUGAAUACAAAUAUGAAAGAUUUUAUAAUCUCAGAUUUCAGAACAUAAUCCGCGUUUACUGCCACAGC